CUACACGUUGUUUGGAUUGUUUUGGUUCCGAAAUUCCGCUGGUAGACUGAUGUGGUAUUUUUAAGCUGGUCGUUUUUUCAAUUCUCAUGUAAAUCUCGCUUGAAUAUUCCAUGCAUAAUUUACCAACAAUUAUAAAGUUUAAAGUGUGCUAUUCCGCAAUCCGGUUUUCUUCUACCAAUUCGAAGCUUCACCAAAUCCUUGCUCUAAUGCCGUUAGACCCGAAGCACAUCGCCGAGGCGCAGAAACAACGGCUUAAAUUGAAGCAGAAAAUUAUCAAGACAUCGCCCGGUAUCGUAAAUCUGCAGAUCGUUGGAUCUGGUGCUCCUGGAACCCCAGCUUCUGUGUAUCUUUUCAGCGAUCAAACACGGUACCUGUUCAAUUGUGGCGAAGGAACGCAACGGUUGGCCUAUGAACACAAGACGAAACUGUCAUGCUUGGAGAAUAUUUUUAUAACCAGAACUUCCUGGGAACGGAUCGGAGGCUUACCGGGGAUUUGUUUGACCAUGCAAGAUGUGGGAGUGCCAAACGUGACUUUGCACGGUCCUCCGGGAUUAGGUGAAUUAUUUAAGGCAAUGAGACGAUUCGUUGUUCUGAAAGAUAUGAAGGUUGAGGCACCGGAAUAUAAAGCAGAGGAUGUGUACGAUGAUCAUGUUAUGAGACUGAAAUACGUGGUGAUAAACAGGGAACCAGAUUCUGUUUCAAAUUCUGACGAAGAAGAUAAAAUAGACGUUACGGCCGUGGACGACACCGACUAUUACGCUUACGAAAAACGCCGGAAGUCUGAACCAGCACUGAAAAUGUCUGCUCCAACAAAACAGUAUCAGGAUUGGACCAAGCGUCAAGAGAACUGCGUUAUGGCGUACAUCUGCAAGUUGAAACUUCGCUUUGGGCAAUUAUCACUAGAAAAGUGUGUCGAUAAAGGAGUUCCACCAGGUCCGCUUCUGGGUCAGUUGAAAAAUGGAAAUGAUGUAACACUUCCUAAUGGAACAUUCGUUAAAUCGAGUGACGUGAGAGGUCCUGAUGAUCCAGGUCCUGUGUUUAUUUUUAUCGACAUCCCAAACGAAGCGUAUUUGAAGGAUUUGGAAGAGAAGAACAUUCACUUUGCUCCCUACCAAUGCACGGCUACAGAUGAUUCUAACCAGGCAAUGUACGUAGUUCAUUUUAGUCCAUUGGAGGUGAUGAAUAAUCCACAUUAUAAGAAGUUUAUGGAUAGAUUUACUCCAAGCACACUACAUAUAGCGUUAAACGCAAUCAACAGUUUCUCUGGCUACGUUGCAUCCCAUCGAAUACAGUAUCACUUGAAUAAGCUAGAUCAGCAGAUAUUUCCAUUGCUAAGGGAAAAAAAUAAUGACUACAGCAAACCUUUCGGACCCAAAGACUGUAAUUUAGUACGCUCUUCUUCGCUUAGUUACUUGCACAUUAGACCAAGGAAGGGAAUUGAACGCACCCAGGAAGCUGUCAUUAACCCAGCAGAAUACCUACAGGAGCUUGAAGACUUAGCAGACUUCAAAGCGGCUCUAGAUGACGUUCGUAAGAAGUUGGAAGAUCAGAAAUGCGAUGAUGCACAGUCGAUAGUUCGAUCGGAAGCAUUUCCAAGAGUAGUUUUUCUCGGUACUGGGUCAUCGAUUCCAAACAAAACUCGUAAUGUGAGCGCUAUACUGAUACACACCAAUCCAGACUCAUCGAUCUUACUGGACUGCGGAGAAGGAACAGCUGGACAGAUUGUUAGGUUUUUUGGACAGGAAAGGGCGGAGCAUGUUUUUAGCACUAUUAAAGCGAUUUACAUCUCCCACUUGCAUGCGGAUCAUCAUUUAGGUCUCUUUGGACUUCUUCAAAUGAAACGUCGAUUGCUGGGGUCAGGCUGUGAAAAAGUGCUUCUUUUAGCCCCAGAACAGAUCUCUUACUGGUUGAGAUUGUAUGACUGUCGGUUUGAACCUUUACAUAAAGAAUACGUUCUAGUGAAAAAUGCGAAAGUUAUUGACCAACCUUUGCGUGACGAAAAGAUACUAGAUAUGGGCAUAACUGAAAUCGCAACGUGUCGCGUUCGUCAUUGUCCACAUUCGUUUGGAGUUGCCCUUCAAAUGACAUCCAGUCACAAGGGGGAACCAGGAGAAGUAGUAAAAAUCACGUACAGUGGUGAUACCAUGCCCUGUCAGGAGCUGGUAAAUCUAGGGAAGGAUUCGACGAUUCUUAUUCAUGAAGCCACCAUGGAAGAUGAGUUGGAGGCAGAAGCCCGAAUCAAAAUGCACAGCACCCUCUCGCAAGCAAUCAAACAGGGCGAGAGAAUGAAUGCAAAGUAUACUUUGCUGACCCAUUUUAGUCAACGAUACGCAAAAAUACCGCGUAUUGAAUCUACGCUAGGCACCAACUUAGGAAUCGCUUUUGACAACAUGGAAGUGACCCUGAACGAUCUACCAUCGUUGUGUUUAUUUUAUCCUGCUCUGAAGGCGAUGUUUAUUAGUCACUUCGAAGAGAUGGAACAGAAAGCAAUCAAACGGGGAAAUAAGAGGAUGCGAUUGGAGCCUGGCGGUAGCGGUAAUAGUAGCAAAGAGACUUCCCCUAUCCGGUAGGGAUGUACAGGAAUAAAAAUUGUUAAUUAUUAGCUUAUUGAACUUUUUUUUCGAGAUCAUUAAUAUGUAGAGUUGAACCCAUGCGAAAAUUGGCCAAAUCGUGCGUUGAUGU
Molecule: messenger RNA, 2682 nt
Organism: Topomyia yanbarensis
Lineage: Eukaryota; Metazoa; Arthropoda; Insecta; Diptera; Culicidae
Gene: RNaseZ
Product: ribonuclease Z, mitochondrial
Exons: 7
Coding region: 111-2570 (819 amino acids)
Biological process (GO): mitochondrial tRNA 3'-end processing
Cellular component (GO): mitochondrion
Molecular function (GO): 3'-tRNA processing endoribonuclease activity
Source: RefSeq, a predicted model, not a curated record